Molecule: messenger RNA, 2157 nt
Organism: Babjeviella inositovora NRRL Y-12698
Lineage: Eukaryota; Fungi; Ascomycota; Pichiomycetes; Serinales
Product: ferric reductase family protein
Exons: 1
Coding region: 1-2157 (718 amino acids)
Biological process (GO): iron ion transport; copper ion import; intracellular iron ion homeostasis
Cellular component (GO): plasma membrane
Molecular function (GO): ferric-chelate reductase activity
Source: RefSeq, a predicted model, not a curated record
AUGGCGUGUGUGGGUGUUAUCGAAACAAAUACCACCUUCUGUCCCAGUGACCCCAGUAUGACUGAUAUGAGCACGGGCCUGAUGACAGGACACUGUUACUGCACCAGUCUUCUUGAGAUGGGCUCCCUCUUGAUUUGUUUGCACCAAAUGAACUACUACGACGACGCCAUGGUGAAACACCUUAGCAAAGCUUGCUCGCGGUCCCACCCAAACAUCACGGUAGAUGGCCAAUUCUUCGACGCUGUUUACGACAAUGCAUUGAAUUACGCAAUUACCCCAGCACCGGAUAUGGAUCCUACGCUUACUUGCUCCACCCCUAUUAGAGUUCGGGCAGAACCGGUACGCAUAUACUACCAGUCCUACUACAACAGAUUUUCAAACUUCACGCUUACCCUCAACUUGGGUGCUGGCUUCAUUGCAUUAUUUACUGCCUAUAUGAUUGUUUCAGGAAUGAGCAAUUGGGCUUUAAUCAUUUUUCCGGGGCUUAUCAAGAAGACCAAUGGCCCUAGAGUCCAGAAGUUAAGAGCCUUAUUUUCCUUGUCUGCCACCUUUAAAAAAGACAGAACCGUGCCUAUGAAGCUCGGAGGAUAUCUUUUUGGAUAUAUCCCCACACGUCUGGAAACCAUUGUCAUCACCUUUCUCUGGCUUUACAUGAUUUUUGCGUGUAGUUUUCGUUUUCGCCACGUUAGGGGGAACCCGAUGUGGAACAUGAAAAUGGGUGAAAUCGGGAGACAGGUCGUAGACAGAUCCGGGGUUUUGGCUCUUUUCGUUUACCCAUUCAUGAUUUUGUUCGCUGGGAGAAACAAUAUAUUGGUUUAUGUGACUCGAUGGAAUUACUCCAGAUUCAACACCUAUCACAGACAUAUGUCGAGAAUCUUUUUUACCUUGUCUCUUACGCACAGUGUGGGGAUGGUAAUCGCUUCAUUUGGUAUCUCGAGCACCACGUAUAGGUACCGGAUGUCCCAGGCGUACAUUCUUUGGGGUCUUUUUGGUACGGUAUUUGCCGGUUUUAUCCUUAUCCAGAGUAUGCUUAUCUUGAGGAGGAGAUCAUACGAACUGUUUUUGGCCGUGCAUAUCUUUUUCGCUAUCAUUGUUUUGGUUAGUGUGCAUUGCCAUAUCGAUUCGCUUGGUUACGGGGGAUUCACCUGGACGGUGAUGGGUCUUUGGGUGCUUGACAGAGUGAUACGAUUGUAUCGUAUUUCCAGAUUUGGUAUCCAGACCGCUACGGUUGCAAUUAUCUCAGGGGAUACAUUGAAGGUGACGGUCCCAAAACCAGCCAAUUGGGGCGGCAAGCCGGGCCAAUAUGCCUUUGUUUCCUUCAUUAUGCCCUCUUGUUUCUGGCAAUCGCACCCAUUUACGAUGAUCACCGAGAACGACAAGCUAAUCAGUUUUACCAUCCUGAUCAAGGGCGGCGUGACCCAUGGUGUUUUCAAGCACAUUUCGUCCAUGCCAGGGCGUGUCGCCAACAUUAAGGUCGCCAUUGAAGGUCCUUACGGAUUUUCCUCCCCAACUCAAACCUAUUCCCAAUCAUUAUUGUUAGCUUCCGGAAACGGCAUCCCUGGGUUGUAUGACCACGCAAUGAUGUCAAGCAAAAGCGGGGCCCACCAUUCGGUGAAGUUGAUCUGGAUCAUUAGGGACUAUCUGUCAAUCACGUGGAUGCAAGAAGAGAUGUCGAAAUUGAGGAGGACAAAGGUCGAAACGGUGAUAUAUGUGACAAGGCCAAUAGAUUCACCUGAGUAUAUCGAAGACUUUUCAAGCUCAAAUACGCUUACCUCUACCCUCCGGGGGUCAAUUGUCUCAGAUUCCAGUGCGGAAUCUAUUGACUCUUACUACCUCGGUUCUGAGUCUGAUGCUGGCACUACUUACUCAGUCGAGAGAGAUACAGAGAAAAAAGAAGAUAUUUAUCCGUACCCAGAACCAGUGUUAUCACGGGCGGAAAGAGCUAGGAGACAAUUGCCACACGUUUGCUUCAAAGAAGGGAGGCCUGAUAUUGACGCGUUGGUGAAGGAGGAAAUUGAACAAGCUAACGGUUCUUUGGCCGUUGUCACCUGUGGGAUUGCCAAUAUGGUGGAUUCUGUCAGAUAUGCCUUGGUGAAUAACUUGGAUAAGUCGCUGCACCGGGUUGAUUAUUUUGAGGAGCUACAGACUUGGGCAUAA